Thrips palmi is the source of this 852-nucleotide messenger RNA. RefSeq lists its product as uncharacterized. Bases 151 to 690 code for a protein of 179 amino acids. The record is from RefSeq and is a predicted model, not a curated record. The transcript is spliced from 4 exons. Lineage: Eukaryota; Metazoa; Arthropoda; Insecta; Thysanoptera; Thripidae.
UGUUUGGUGUGGGAGGGGGAGGGGAAUACCUGGUUUACAUCUGAAGUGCUUCAAGGGGUUAGAUAGUGUUUCGUUUAUAUGCGUCUUUGAUCUGAUAGUAUCGCGGACGCCCACGUUCGAUUUGUGACGGAUUCUUCCCAACUUAGAGAAAUGAAUUCGCGCAAUGUGAAUCCUUGGACACCGCCUCAUCGCAGAGUGGUAAACCAAAGUGCCGGUGCUGCUGGUGCUGCGGCAGUGACUUCGCCGCCGUCUAGGCCCACUGCCACUUCCAGGCGCCUAUACACGGUUCCAAGCUCUGGGGGCAGCCUGGGUGGAUCAUCUUCGGCAACUGAUGCCAGGGCAGCUCAAGAAAGAGCCCACGAGGCUCGAGUUGCAAUUUACGAAGAAAAACAGGCGGAGAUAAGAAAGAAGAAACUCGAAGAGAAAAUGGCCAAAUAUCAUUAUUUAAUCGGAAAUACACUAGGAAAGUCUGAUGGGUUGACCAUGCAGCAGGUUAGAGAGUUGCAAGAUCAACAAAACUCCGAGAUUGCUCAGACUGCCGCUUUGCUGAAACUUCGAGAAACUCAGGAUGAAAGCAGAAAGGAUCCUCCAGAAGUGCAGAAGGAAUCAGUUGUGAAGUCAAUGCAACAAAUUCGGAUGGAGCAGCAAGCUAAAUACAAUAACACAGUGCAGAAGAAAUCACCAACCUAGAAUUCUAUAUGAAACCUCUACGUGUUGUUUUAAAAAUGCCACCUGUUCUUUGCCAUGGCUUUUGGAGUCAAGCCCAACACUCAUCAACAUAAUUAUCUUCAAUUUUCUUGCAAUAACUAUCCAAAUAUUCCAAUCUGAAUUAAAACAUUCUUAAAAAGUUGA